UCGGUAGCGAAAGUGAGAGUGCGGAAGCGCUCUGGUUACGAGCAGAGUGCCCAUGACUUUUGCAUACAGUUUCUUCGAAUUACUUUAAAUAAUAUUAUUCAAGAAAUGAAAUUUAAGCUUAGAAUUUAUUAUACGCUUAAUGAAUAAGAAAAAUGAUGGAUAAAAAUAUUCCAGCAUUAGUUUAAAGUUUAUUAAUAAUUUUCGAGGAAUGCCGUCACCACUUUAUGUUAAAUAAAAAUAACGAAGCAGUGUGGACGAUGUACGAGCCGCAAGAUGUUAAACGUUUGGUUACGCCGGCUCCACACGUUGUACGAUUUGCCAUUGUUAUAAGUUUGAUAGUAGCCACUGCAACUAUUUUACACUUCAGCCAUUAUAGACCCAAACAAACAUUUUUAUCCUGUGAUAGACCAUGCCAUCAUUUGGAUUGGCCAAUGAUAUGUCGAGUGAAACUCACACUCGAAGUCUUCCAAACUUUAAGCAAAUCUUGCGGCGAUUGCCCUUUCAAUGAAACCGCAUGUCUAGCUAAACACUGCGUUUCAGCAGAUGGAAGGAAGAGAGGCCUCUUCACUGCUAAUCGACAAAUGCCUGGACCUAGUAUUCAGGUAUGCGAAAAUGAUAUCCUCGUCGUGGAUGUCGUGAACAGGCUUCCAGGGAAAGCGGCGGUCAUUCAUUGGAGGGGACAGUCUCAACUUGAGACACCAUGUAUGGAUGGAGCACCUCUUAUAACGCAAUGUCCAAUUCCCAGUUACACGACCUUCCAAUACAAAUUUCGUGCUUCUGCACCUGGAACUCACCUGUGGCAUGCUCAUUCUGGAGCUGAUGUUGCAAAUGGGCUCUUCGGUUCCUUGAUCGUUAGACAAGCCCAGCUCCGGGAACCACAUCGUGAGUUGUACGACAUUGAUGAUCCUAAUCAUGUGAUACUUUUGAGUCAAUGGCAGCAGCCUGUGAUAUCCGAAGGCUCUGUGAGCCGGGACAAAACCGAGCUGGAUAUUCUUCUUGUUAAUGGAAAAGGAAGACAACCAAGUGGACCUAAUGUACCACUGUCAACUUUUAUUGUUACUCCUGGACGAAGACACAGAUUCCGAGUUGCCAAUGGAGCAGGUUCUGGAUCUUGUCCUAUGACUUUGUCUAUUGAUGGUCACUCUCUUCUUCUCAUUGGCCUUGAUGGACAUCCAAUCAAUCCUCAGAAAGUCAAUGCGAUUACUCUUGCAAAGGGAGAAAGAGCGGACUUCAUAUUAAAAGCCAACAAGCCAAUAUCUACUUACUGGUUGAACCUAAAAACGACGAGCAAGUGUCGAUCAAGAGUUGCUAGUGGCUCUGCACUCAUAAAAUAUAAAGGAUCCACUGAUGAAGUGCCUCCAAAUUCUUUGCCAGGAUAUGUAUCCGAUUUAAAGAACGACGUCUUCAUGACAACAGAUCCUGCAAAUACUUGCGAGAAUCCUGAAAGGGUUUGCGUUACUGAAGUAACAGCAAUGACAAAAAUGCCUCUUGCGUUGGCCGAUCCAAAUGUAGAUGUCAAGAUGUACUUGCCAAUAAACUACAGAUUACAAGGAUCUGAAUUUUCAGCUGGAACUGGGAAUAUAGAAACAAGGAUUCUGAACAUUGACAAUGCUACCUUUACUUAUCCUUCUUCACCUUUAUUAACUCAGAACCCUGAUGUUCAGGGGACAAUGUUUUGUUCCGGUUUUGAAGAAGAUAGUUCUUCAGGUUCUGUAAAAUCAGGAUUAAGUCGUUGCCAAAGUUCCACAUUACCUCGUAGAUUAGAUGACAUUACCAGUUCCAAUUGUGAAUGUGUUCAUGUUCGUCGAAUUCCGUUAGGUGCAACGGUGGAAAUCAUUCUUAUGGAUCAAGGUGGUCUGGAAGAUUUGGUGUACCAUCUUCACGGAUACAGUUUUUAUGUAGUAGCAGCUAGAAACUUCGCUCGAAGUAUGCCAUUAGAAGAAGUCAAGAAAUUGGACGAAAAAGAAUCGCUUUUCGUUCGAAACUUAGAUUGUGCACCACUCAAAGAUACUGUGAUUGUACCGAAAUUAGGUGCUGUUGCUAUCAGAUUCAAGGCUGAUAAUCCUGGUUAUUGGAUGUUACGAGAUGAACAUUCUCCCGAGUGGACUCGAGGUUUGGAUGUAGUUUUACAAGUUGGUGAACAAAACGACAUGGUGCAGGCGCCAAACGAUUUUCCAAAAUGUGGUUCUUUUGUUGGACCAGACUAUUUCCUUAUUUAGACUGAAUAAGUGACAAGUGAUUCUUGUAAAUAUUUUACUAUGUACAUACUUUAUUUAAGAUUUAAGCGUUACAAUUUAAUACACUUUCGUAUUAGAACAAUUAUUGAAUAUCAUGUGUUAUCUAAUUUAGUCGAAAUCUUGAGAUAGGAAACC
This is a messenger RNA of Belonocnema kinseyi, 2372 nucleotides long. Its product is annotated as laccase-like. The transcript has 11 exons. Gene Ontology annotation, biological process: iron ion transport. The record is from RefSeq and is a predicted model, not a curated record. Gene Ontology annotation, molecular function: oxidoreductase activity; copper ion binding. NCBI's taxonomy places the organism in Eukaryota, Metazoa, Arthropoda, Insecta, Hymenoptera, Cynipidae. Gene Ontology annotation, cellular component: plasma membrane. Bases 225 to 2219 code for a protein of 664 amino acids.